CCGAAUUCUAUUAAGAUAUGACUUUCGAGUGUGAUCUUGCCCUCUCCUGUAAGAUAAGGAAUGAUUACCUUAUAUGAUAUUUUAAAAGGUUCUUCUUGCAAAGUGUUGUAUAACAGUUUGUCAACAGACGAUGAGACUUUUUGUUCUCCUGGCUUUAUUUGUACCCUGUCUCUCACUUCAAGAAACGCAUCAUUUUCUUCAUCUGACGGAUGAUGGAAAGUCCAUUCAUCAGGAUAUAAUAGUUGAUAAGGAGGACAACACUGUUUUGGUCAUCGUGGGAGAUGUAUCCAUGUACAAGAAUACAAUCCCAACCAUCAAUUAUCAUGACUAUGAUACGGGAUAUGUUGUUUUUAAAGACAUCAAGCAUCAAACGUGUUCAUUGUCAAGAGUACCAAUUCCGAAACCAUCUCUUGAAAUGUAUAGACAGGGUGUGUCAAAUGAAACACUGCGAUUUACGGCAAAGCAUGACCCAAUUCCUCUAACGUACUCAGAGAUAAAAGAGAAAGCUGGAUUUAAGAUUGCAGAUUUUUGCAAAGAUUACGUUACAUUUUACCGAACACUGAUUCCAAAGGGAAAAAACAAAAGAGAAAAAAUUACAGAGUCACCAUGUCACCACGUUUGUGUUAUAUGUGUUAUUGACUCAGACCAUCCAGACCCACACAGAAAUAACAAAGACAAAAUAAAUUUUGGAUAAUUUAAUCCUGCUUUAUUGCUGUAACAUUAAAAUAAACAGUUAACUGUA
This is a messenger RNA of Ruditapes philippinarum (Manila clam), 742 nucleotides long. RefSeq lists its product as uncharacterized. The coding region runs from base 131 to 694 and encodes 187 amino acids. The transcript is spliced from 7 exons. Lineage: Eukaryota; Metazoa; Mollusca; Bivalvia; Venerida; Veneridae. The record is from RefSeq and is a predicted model, not a curated record.